Molecule: messenger RNA, 1263 nt
Organism: Tyto alba (common barn owl)
Lineage: Eukaryota; Metazoa; Chordata; Aves; Strigiformes; Tytonidae
Gene: NIFK
Product: nucleolar protein interacting with the FHA domain of MKI67
Exons: 6
Coding region: 19-858 (279 amino acids)
Biological process (GO): maturation of LSU-rRNA from tricistronic rRNA transcript (SSU-rRNA, 5.8S rRNA, LSU-rRNA)
Cellular component (GO): nucleolus
Molecular function (GO): RNA binding
Source: RefSeq, a predicted model, not a curated record
UCCGGCGGCGGGAGCAGCAUGGCGGCGGUGGCGGAGGAAGGGCAGGCGGUGACCGUGAGCGCGGCCGCGCUGCCGCUCCUGGCCUUGGAGCCGCGGCUGCAGCGCGAGUUCCAGCAGAAGGUGCAGCGGGUCCGCAGCAAGCGGGCGGCCGAGGAGGAGCUGAGGCCGGGCGUGGUGUACGUGGGGCACCUCCCGCGGGGGCUGUGCGAGCCGCAGAUCAGCGCGUAUUUCCAGCAGUUCGGGACGGUGAGGCGGCUGCGGCUGUCGAGGAGCAGGAAGACUGGAGGUAGCAAAGGCUAUGCUUUUAUUGAGUUUGAGUCUGAUGACGUGGCGAAGAUUGUUGCAGACACAAUGAACAACUACCUGUUUUCUGAAAGACUGCUGAAAUGUCAGUUCAUGUCUCCUGAACGGGUCCACGAAAACCUCUUCAAAAACAGUAAUAGAAUGUUUCUGAAGCCUUCUCAGCCAGCGGUCAGGCGGUACAAUAAGAUCCGUUCACUCGUUCAGAAGGCGAAGAUGACCAAGCGGCUGCUGCGGAAGGAGAGACUUUUACGGAAGAGGCUGGCUGAGAAGGGGCUCGAUUAUGACUUCCCAGGAUUUGCUGCACAGGAGCUUUCCAUAAAGAGAAACAAAGUUAAAAAAUCCAAGAAGUCAAAACUGAAUGUUUCUUUGAGCAGCCAGGAUCCUACUCCAGUCUGUACUCCCACAGUGCUCGAGCGCCGGAAAGCUGCCCAGGUGGAUGAUGACGCAGAGGACAAAGAAGUAACUCUAAGAUUUCCCCCUGCCAGUGUUAAGAAUGCUGUGCAGAGACCAAAGAAGCAGCCAAGAAAAAGACCAAAUGUGAAGAAACAGAAAUAGACUUAAAAUUUUGAUGGCUGUAGCCAUGUUUUUCCUCAACUCAAAAACUGGUGAGGUGGAGCUUCUAGUGGUUCUGCUGCCCUGGCUCGGUUUGUCUUGGCUAGACUGUUGCAGUCUUUCCUAGGCAAGGAAUCUAUUCACAAAUCCUCCCCCUUCUGUUUAGCCAUUGGGGACCUAUGGUCUUCCCUGGCUUUUGAGGAUAUUCUCAACUUGGUGCUUGUAAGUGCCUGUGCUGUGACAUGCCUGCAGCCAUGCCAGAAGCUUCAGUUAAUUCUGUAUCUUGUCUCUAGCACUCACUGUUUUGAAAGAAAAUGUGAGGCUGUCCAUUCAAAACUUACUGAUGCGGGCUGUAUCUUACAUUUAUAAUUAAUGACUGGCUAUAUAAAAAAAAUAACCAUUUUUCAA